Molecule: messenger RNA, 2614 nt
Organism: Triplophysa dalaica
Lineage: Eukaryota; Metazoa; Chordata; Actinopteri; Cypriniformes; Nemacheilidae
Exons: 9
Coding region: 36-1586 (516 amino acids)
Biological process (GO): intermediate filament organization; keratinization
Cellular component (GO): keratin filament
Molecular function (GO): structural constituent of skin epidermis
Source: RefSeq, a predicted model, not a curated record
UCUCGACACCCAGCUUUCCUUGUGCCAAAUUAGAGAUGAUAAACAUAAAGAAAACCGUGAGGUCCUAUAGUAGUCAGUCAUCCCAUGGCUCAUUUGGAUCCAUCUCUAGUGGAGCGACAGGUGUGGUUGGGGGGUUCAAGGUUGUUGGAUACAAAUCAGGUUCUGGGAUAUAUGGAGGUGCAGGUAGAGUGGAGUUUGGAUAUGGUGUAGGGAUGGGCUCAAGACCAGGUUGGGGUUCUGCUCCAACUGUUUGCCCACAAAUAACAGCUGUAAAGGUCAAUGAAAGUCUCCUUGCACCUCUGAACCUUGAGAUUGAUCCCAGCAUCCAUGCCAUCAGGACGCAUGAGAAAGAAGAGAUCAAGACCCUCAACAACCGCUUUGCGUCAUUGAUUGACAAAGUGCGUUUUUUGGAGCAGCAGAACAAAAUGCUGGAGACCAAAUGGUCCCUUCUGCAGGACAAGACCAACAGCCGAUCCAGCAUUGAUGUCAUGUUUGAGAACUACAUCGCUGGCAUGCGCAGACAGCUGGAAGGUCGGGGUUAUGAGAAGCACCGCCUGGAGACUGGCUUACGUGAUAUGAACAGCCUGGUUGAGGACUUCAAGAGCAAGUACGAAGAGGAAAUUAACCAACGUAACGAGAGCGAAAAUGGAUUUGUGCUCCUGAAAAAGGAUGCUGACAUUGCAUACUUGAAUAAAGUGGAGCUGGAAUGCAAAAUGAAUAACUUAACAAAAGAGGUCUACCAUCUUAGCCAUAUUUAUGAUGAGGAACUUCAUGAGCUCCAGUGUCAGAUCAAGGAUACAUCAGUUGUUGUAGAGAUGGAUAACAGGAGAGAUUUGGACAUGGAUGCGAUUGUGGCUGAAGUUCGUGCCCAGUAUGAGGAGAUUUCCAACCGUAACCGUAUUGAGGCUGAGAGCUGGUACAAACUAAAGUUCGAAGAAAUGCAGUCGUCGGCCACCAAACAUGGAGAUGACCUAAAAAGUUCCAAAGCUGAGAUUUCUGAGUACAAGCGCAAUAUUUCUCGCAUACAAUCUGAGAUGGAAAUGAUCAAAGGGCAGCAUGCAAACCAUCAAACUCAGAUGGCUGAUGCAGUGAAGCGUGGUGAAGUGGCUGUGAGUGAGGCAAAGCUUCGUGUCCAGGAGCUUGAGGCGGCUCUGCUGAGAGCGAAAAAGGAUAUGGCCCGUCAGGUGCGCGAGUACCAGUCAUUGAUGAACAUUAAACUGGCCCUGGACAUUGAGAUUGCCACCUAUAAGAAACUCCUGGAAGGAGAGGAGAGCAGAUUGUUCAAUCGAUUUCAGACAUUCUCCGUCUCUAAACAGAACUCCUUCAACUAUGACCUUGAAGGCAGCCACCUUACAAGAGCCUCAUCUCAAAGCGCUGGAAAAGAUGUUCCUGACACAAGUCUGGUUAAUCAGGAAAUCGUGGUUGCCAAGGGUGACAGUGGCUUGGUCAGCAGCACUGCCACUGUUACAAAAAGCACAAAGACCACCAUCAUCACCAGUGAGACAGAAAAGAAACUUGUUGCUUCCGAAGGACACGUGGAAGUCAUGCAUAAGUCUAUAGGUGUGCAUGAGAAUGUUUCUAAAUAACUGUGAAGGACUUACACUUGUAUUCACCGGGCACAUAACAACCAUUUGCAUGUGGGUGUUUCCCACAUCCUUCAAAAUAGAAUAAGGGCACAGGACAGUAUCCUCUGUUGGACUGAGUACAAAGAUAAUUCCUUAAUUAUAGUUUGUGGGUUUUAGCUAUCAGAGGAGACAACAAUUAACAGUCUACAGUGACCAAUCAAAAACCUUCAUACGCUUCCCUGUUUUCUACCGUUUUCCAUGAAAGUAUAGUGAAAAAACGGAUUUAUCUUGAAUUUGUUUUUUGAUUUUAAUUUUCAAGCCUUAAGCUUACUAAACUGUGCUAUCAGUAUGUGUAGCCUAGAGGAUGCUUGGAAAGAUAUCAGUUUUUUCUCUGUCAAACCUGUAUUUCUUUGUUAUUCUGAGUUUACCCUAAGAAAUUCAAAUUUUAACAAAUUAGUAUUUGCUCAUGGCUGAUAUUUCACACAUGCUGGGCCUCUACAACAUUUAGUGUAUUUUAUAGUUAAAAUACUGAUUCAGAAGAUGUAUAGUUCUACAAAUGGAGCAGAAAAAGAUUCAUUUAUAAAAACCAUAUUUCUCAUACGAUGUAGAAUAUGAUGUCACUUUACUUUUCAGUUAAGUUUUUUCUUUCUACAGUCAGUCAGGGCUGGGUAGUAACGGAUUACUUGAAAUUUGGAUUACGUAAUCACAUUCCAAAAAAUUUGCAAAACUGUGUGUAGGUGUCAUUUGUAAUCCAGUCUUUCUAUUGUGAACAUUUACAUUUGCUAUAAAAAAAAUGUUAUUAAUCUGGCUAUAAUAUAUGCAGGUAUUUAUGAAUCUAAAUUAUGAAGACGAAAUCUUAUGGUUUAGAAGAAGAGUAAGUUUAUUGUCAAAUGGUCGUCUGAAUACUUUUUGUUUUGCCCAUCACUGCAUGAAUAUUACAACCAUUUACAUUGAUUUGGUAUUUACUCUUGAUUUCUACGCUGUAAGGUCUUUUUUCUAUUCUUCAACCAUUUUUAUUAUAACUACUUGUAUUGCAGUCAUCAAGUAUA